AUGGUUCCUCUGGUCCUGAUUAAAGAGAAGAAGACGUGGUGGGAAGCUCUGAAAUACUGCAGAGAGAAUCCUGUGGACCUGGUCUCUGUUCACACUGAGGGAAUUCAGCGCUGGUUGGAGAUUAUUUCUAAAACUGCCUCCACUGAUAAUGUGUGGGUGGGUCUGCGUCACACCUGUGCUCUGAAGUUCUGGUUCUGGGUGAGCGGAGAGUUCCUCUGCUACCAGAACUGGGGUCAAAGGUUGGAAAUGCAGGACUGCAGUAAUGGAGAAAGAUCAGGAGCGGUUCAGUCUGGAAGUAAGCAGUGGAUCAGUCUGCUGGAGAACCAGACCCUCAACUUCAUCUGCACCACAAAAUAA
Messenger RNA from Astyanax mexicanus (Mexican tetra), 357 nucleotides. RefSeq names its product lithostathine-1-beta-like. Lineage: Eukaryota; Metazoa; Chordata; Actinopteri; Characiformes; Acestrorhamphidae. Bases 1 to 357 code for a protein of 118 amino acids. The transcript has a single exon. The record is from RefSeq and is a predicted model, not a curated record.